AUGUCGUUCCUCCGCACCGUCCCCGCCCUGCGUACCGGCCUCGGCGUGCGCCCGUUCCACACCACCCGCGCCGUCGCCGUGCAUGCGUCUCGCGUUGCUCGUGACGCCCCCAUCUCGCCCACUGAGACUGGCGGGUUCAAGUUCGUCGCUGGUGGCCCCGUUCUCAUGGGCACCGUCAACGACGCCACCACGUUCCCCUCUCCCAGCAAGGCUGAGGGCUCGUACCACUGGGCAUUUGAGCGUCUCCUCUCGGCCUCGCUCAUCCCCCUGACCAUCGCGGCCGGCGUCACCUCGCCCACUGCUCACCCCAUCGUUGACGGCGUCCUCGGCCUCGCGAUUCUGUCCCACUCGUACAUCGGCUUCCAGGCCUGCAUUGACGACUACGUGCACGAGCGCAAGUUCGGCAGCCUCGGCACCCUCUGCCGCUGGCUCCUCCGCUUCGGCACCCUUGGUGCCGCUUACGGCAUCUACGAGUUCAACACCAACGACAUCGGUCUCACCGAGUUCGUUGAGAAGCUUUGGAAGGCCUAG
This is a messenger RNA of Cutaneotrichosporon cavernicola, 531 nucleotides long. RefSeq lists its product as uncharacterized. Gene Ontology annotation, molecular function: heme binding; ubiquinone binding; succinate dehydrogenase (quinone) activity. Gene Ontology annotation, biological process: tricarboxylic acid cycle; mitochondrial electron transport, succinate to ubiquinone. Gene Ontology annotation, cellular component: mitochondrial envelope; membrane. The coding region runs from base 1 to 531 and encodes 176 amino acids. The transcript has 4 exons. Lineage: Eukaryota; Fungi; Basidiomycota; Tremellomycetes; Trichosporonales; Trichosporonaceae. The record is from RefSeq and is a predicted model, not a curated record.